Molecule: messenger RNA, 7162 nt
Organism: Xyrauchen texanus (razorback sucker)
Lineage: Eukaryota; Metazoa; Chordata; Actinopteri; Cypriniformes; Catostomidae
Product: voltage-dependent calcium channel subunit alpha-2/delta-4-like
Exons: 38
Coding region: 589-3903 (1104 amino acids)
Cellular component (GO): voltage-gated calcium channel complex
Molecular function (GO): voltage-gated calcium channel activity
Source: RefSeq, a predicted model, not a curated record
UUGGAUGCUCUGGAAGUGAAUCUCAACUGCAGCACUGUCUAAACUGUUCAUUGCUUCCAAUUCGUGUGGAAUGACAAGGUGUUUAAGUGUUGAUGUCUAUAUCUGAUGUCUUAUCACAGGAAUUAUUGCAUGUGAAGGUCCAUGGAACUUUGCAGAGCAUCUAUCAAAUGUGAUUCAGAUGAUAUAAUGGAGCAUAUUUUAACAUAUUGACAUUGCAUUUACUUUAAGGAUGAAGAAGACCAAAUGAGAACAUUAAGUGGAUUACUUGGAUUAUCUGUAUCAUCUGUAUCAUCCUCAAUAUGAGAAGUGUUGAUGAAGCUCCAUGAAGCUCAGCAUUAGUUUGGGGAAAGUUUCCAGAAGAACUGAGCAUGAAUAGGAUUCUGCUGGUGUGGAUCACCAGGCCUUCCAGGAACUUUUGGAUGUACAAACAAUACAAUUGAUGUGGAGUUCAGAGAGACACAUAAAAACCUUGAAGCUAACAUGAAAAAGACUAUUCGGAAACAAGUGAAAGGAAGUCAGGCUACAAUUUCAGUACUACUGGAGUAUUGGAUUCUGAGCAUCUGUUUCUCAUGACUGAUCACCGAAAAGAUGUGGCCCUUAAGGAUGGAUGUGAGCAUCAUGUGUCACAGAAGAUGGUCUUCUUGGAUCAUGUUCUUCAUGGUCUACACAGGCUGUAUCUGUAACUUUUCACAUGCUCAAAUGAAGAUUCCACCUGAAACAGUUCAAAAAUGGGCCAUCACAUUUUCAGAGAAAAUAAAUGUCAUUGCAGCAAAAUAUUCAGGAGCUGCUCUAUUACAAAAGAAACUUAAAGAUGUUGAGCCCAUCAUUAGAAUACAGGAGGUGGAUGGAGCGCGCUUAGUUCUAGACUUUUCUGAUGAAAUUGAGAGAAUGCUUGGAAGCAAGAUGAAGUCUGUGAAGAGACUGGCAGACACAGCUGAGGAUGCUGAUUUGUAUCAUGAGUUUAAUGCAUCAUUACAGUUUGACUAUUAUAAUGCAUUAUUGGUGAACACUAUGGAUGAAGAGGGAAAUUUUAUCGAGCUUGGAGGUGAAUUUCCAUUGGAGGAGAAUGAGCAUUUCAACAAGCUUGCGGUUAACACUUUAAUGAGUGACAUCCAAGUUCCAACCAACGUCUACAACAAAGAUCCAGACAUUCUUAAUGGAGUAUACAUGUCAGAGGCCUUGAAUGAUGUUUUCAUUAGUAAUUUCCAGAAGGACCCUACGCUCACAUGGCAAUAUUUUGGCAGCUCAGCAGGCUUCUUCAGGCUUUAUCCGGGAAUCAAAUGGACUCCGGAUUCUAAUGGUGUUGUUGAUUUUGACUGCAGAAACAGAAACUGGUAUAUCCAGGCUGCCACAUCUCCUAAGGACAUCGUCAUUGUGGUUGAUGUCAGUGGCAGCAUGAAAGGUUUGAAAAUGACCAUUGCCAAACACACCAUCAACACUAUCCUGGACACGCUUGGGGAAAAUGACUUUGUCAAUGUUAUUGCAUACACUGAUUAUGUCCGCUACGUGGAGCCCUGUUUUAAAGGAACAUUGGUUCAGGCAGACUUGGACAACCGAGAGCAUUUUAAGCUGCUUGUGGAAGAACUCCAUGUGAAGGGGGAGGCUAAAGUAAAAAAAGCCAUGAAGGAGUCUUUCCGCAUCCUCGCUGACGCCAGAGCAAAUGGUCAGGGCAGCCUGUGUAACCAAGCAAUUAUGUUGAUCACAGAUGGAGCCAUGGAAGACUUCCAAUCAGUGUUUGAAGAGUUCAACUGGCCUGACAAGAAGGUACGGGUUUUCACUUACCUUAUUGGCAGAGAUAUGACCUUCUCAGAAAAUGUCAAAUGGAUAGCCUGCAACAAUAAGGGUUAUUACACUCACGUCUCAACACUUGCUGACGUACAGGAGAACGUCAUGGAGUACCUUCAUGUUCUGAGUCGACCAAUGGUCAUCAACCAUGACCAUGACAUAAUCUGGACUGAGGCGUAUAUGGACAGUGUGCUGUUCAAAAGCAUGGCUCACAGUCUGCUGCUCAUGACCUCUGUGGCCAUGCCAGUGUUCAGUAAAAAGAAAGAGACACUUUCUCAUGGCAUCCUGCUUGGAGUGGUUGGAACUGAUAUCCCCCUGUUGGAAGUGAUGAAACUAGCACCCCGAUAUAAGCUUGGAACUCACGGCUACGCCUUCCUCAUCACAAACAAUGGAUACAUUCUGGCCCAUCCUGAUCUACGACCUCUGUAUCAUGAUGGGAAGAAGUUGAAACCUAAGCCUAACUACAACAGUGUUGAUCUAUCAGAGGCUGAGUGGGAGGACACUGAGGACAGUUUGAGAACAGCCAUGGUGAAAGGAGAGACAGGUACUCUGGCUUUAAACGUGAGGGCAGCUGUGGAUAAAGGGAAAAGACCCUUGUUCCUCAAAAACGAUUAUUUCUACACUACCAUCAAUGAGACGCCAUUUAGUUUUGGUAUGGUGCUUACAAGAGGUCACGGGCAGUACAUGUUCAUUGGGAAUGUUUCUGUGGAAGAGGGUCUUCAUGACCUUCAGCAGCCUGAUCUCACAAUAGCUGAUGAAUGGACAUACUGCGAGACAGAUAUUGACCCUCACCACCGUAAGCUCAAUCAGCUCCAGGCAGUGGUCCGAUACCUGACUGGCAAAGAGCCAGACUUGGAGUGUGAUGAGAUACUGCUACAGCAAAUUCUUUUUGAUGCAGUGGUGACAGCUCCACUGGAGGCCUACUGGACUUCACUGACACUAACCAGCCCCAGUGUAGAUGAAGGCAUGGAGACAGCUUUCCUUGGAACCCGCUCUGGGCUGAUGCGUGUCAUCAGAUAUGCUGGAAAUGAGAAACGAGUGGGAAAGAAGUUCUUGACCGCUGUGGACAAAGAAAACCUGUUCACGCUUGACCACUUCCCCAUCUGGUAUCGUCUGGCAGCUGAGAACAAACCUGGACAAUUCUUCUUUUAUGUCCCGCAAGAUGAUGUAAACAAAGGCAGGAACACUUUUGUGGCUGUAACAUCUGUGACAGUGUCUGAGGGGAAACGAACUGCACUCGCCGGAGCUAUUGGAAUGCAAGGAUCCAUGGACCUGCUAGAAAGGCUGUUCCUGUCUAUUGCCAAACAACCAAAUGAUACGGAUUGCAGUGAUGUGGAUGGUAUUUGUCCUCUCAGCUGUGAGAGCAUUGAUGUCAACUGUUACAUUGUUGACAAUAAUGGCUUCAUCCUGUUCUCAAAGGAAAGAGGCAAUGUUGGUAAAUUCUUUGGGGAAGUAGAUGGAUCUGUCAUGGCUCAAUUACUGAAAUCAGGCUUGUAUAAAAGAGUGACAUUGUAUGACUACCAGGCCAUGUGUAAAAAUUCUCACCAUCACGCCAGCGGAGCUCAACCACUGCUUAGUCCUUUCUAUGGUCUUGCGGCGAUACUGAAGUGGUUCUUCUCAAAUUUCAUGAUGUUUCUAUUGGAGUUCAACAUCUGCGGACUUUGGCACAAUGACUAUGUAGUGGAUGCUAAGGCUGUGUAUCAUGCAACUCACAAACAGAGAAAAAUGGACAUGGUGCAGCCUUGUAACACAGAGUAUCCCAGCUUCAUGUAUGACACCUCUAUCAGAGAGACUAACAGCAUCAUUAAAUGUGGCCGUUGUCAGAAGAUGUUUGUCCUACAGCAAGUUCCUAACAGCAAUCUUGUCAUGCUAGUUGUCCAGGCCGACUGUGACUGUUCUCGACAGUAUGCCCCCAUCACUCUCAUGCCCAAAGAGGUCAAAUAUAAUGCCACGGUUAAGUGCAAUCGGAUGAAAUCUCAGAAGAUUCGCAGACGACCGGAGUCUUGUCACUCGUACCAUCCUCAUGAAAAUGCCAAGGACUGUGGUGGAGCAUGUGAAAUCGCCAUAUGUCUCACACUGUUCUUCAUUUGUUUGGUCACCUCAUCGUCCCUAUGCUGAGAAAAAGAACUGCCAUGACUGCUGUUCUACAGUAGUCCUAAAGACAACAAAACCAGAGACUGUUGAUUAUCACUAGCAUUAGCUAUUCAAACAGAAACACAAGAUAUGGUUUCAAUACACAGUGUUGAUUCAUACUGUCCCCUACUGGACUCCAUGUGUGACACUACACAGCACUGCACAGAUUAUACUGUUUAGUUCUCAAUGGAAGCAAUUGAGAGAGAAAUAUAAUAUUAGAUGUUCUCUUGUGACUUGAUGUUAUACAUCAGAUCUGCUAUUCUUAAAAUUUUUUAGUCUUCAAGAUGCAGCAAAUAUAGAACAGGGGGGUUUUCCAGAAAAAAGAUUUAGCGACUAAACCGGGUACGGUUAAAGUGGUUAACCUCAACUUUCGGUUCCAAAAACCAGAGUAUCUUACAGAGUAAGUUAGUAACUAACUUAGUCUGUGAACAUAACCAGCUCCAGAGUAGGUUAUGUUCCAGUGUUAGUAUAUUUCAGUUAAAUGUCAUUAAGAGGUUGCCGUCACGUGUGUGCACUUUUGAUAAUGGCACUGUGGCCGUGGAAACUCAGAUUACGCACAAUAGUAACUUUUAAAGCAUUAAACUGUAUGGUAUAUUGCAAUUUCUACUUUUCCUCACAAAUCCUCUUCUGUCAGACAUUUCCAGUCUCACACAAUGUGGAUUGGCAUUCAAAAGAGAACAAAUUGUGCAAAUUGUGCUUUUUUUAUUUUAUGAGUUUUUUUUAUACUGUUAUAUUAUCAACAUGGAACAUGUUGGAAAGGCCUCGAUACUUGUCACUGUAAAGAGAGGGUGUCAUGUAAUUAUAUUUAGCUCUACUAAUAAAUGUAUUUUAUGAGAUUAAUAUUAUUAACAUGUAUCUAAAAAUAUCAUCAAAUUAAAUCACAAAACCCACAUUGUUUUUACAGUUCCUUCAGUCAAUUAAUGUUAAUAUGUUAAUUAUGAAUUACAUUGCAUGCAUUGUCUGAAAAUUCAAAGCUUAAGCAAUUAAAUUGAACACUUGUUAUUCUUCUUCGUAAUUAGAUCAUAUGUGAUCAUCUCAUGGACUACAGAUAUAGCAUAAUCUUUCUGAUGCUCAGCCUCUUCUACUCCACUUGGAGCUGUAUAUGAUACUUCUCUAAAUUACAUUUAUAUUCUGCCUUUCAGUAUGGAACUUAAACAGCUUCUUUUACAACCAGGAAGAGAUGAGAAUUACUUUUCCCUAAUGUUGAGAUAAUAAACAUCCAUAAUGUAUAAUCAGACACAUGAUCUUAAACCAAUUAAAACAACGUCAUUUCACUCAGCACCAAGUUGCUGGAGGCAGAUGGACCCUACUGUACAUUACAAUGCCCAGCCAUUGCGUUUUAAGGAACAAGAAAACAAAGCUAGUUUUAUUGCCACACCAAAUUUAAAAAAAAAGGACAUACUGUAAUAGACAUAUACAUUUGUGGGCCUCCCAUCAUUCUCCACCUCUGUUACAGCAGAUCUCCAUCUUAUAAUGCACAUAAAUAAUCAUGUACGUGUGACCCAUUAUUUAUUCCAUGAUUCAAUGGAAACAUUUAAAUGCUUCUCGUUGAAACCCCUCAAUGUUCAAGCCAAAUCAUCGCCCUUAAUGACAACUGUGGAAGAUCAUACAAUUGAUCAUGAAUUGACAGCUUCUAUAUAUAUAUAUGUACAUACAGUACACAUAACAUAAAGUAAAAUAAGCAUGUACAGUACAUGAAAAUACCAGUAAAAUUAAACUUAAAAAUAACAAAAUACACAGUAGUAAAUCUACACAGGCUAUUACUAUAAUAUUAAUAGAAUAUGAAUGUUAAUUCCUAUUACAACUGCACUGAAAUGUGCCAUGCAUUUCUUCUUAGAGUUUGUUUCUAUUGUGGUUGACUCGUGGAUUCGGUGCUCUGCUGAGUAUAAUUACUUUCUUGACUUAACUUUUUUUUUUUUAGUUUCAAACUCAAUAAUAUGUAUUUAUAAUUUCAGCGAGUAAACAUUAAUCAUUCAAUCACCUAUUUUACAUCUGAAAUCGACAUUUACAUCCCUACAACGCAAACAUCCCACACAUGUUACUGUCAAGGGCGAUUGGGCGGGAAUUCCAUCCCCCGGAAUCUACGACCCUGUCUACUACAGUGGCGAACAGAUCAGCUGAAUGUAACCAAUUUCACUGAAACUGAGGUUAGAUACAAACAGACAUUUUCAGACUUAUUUAUAGUGAACAUCGAAGUGUUUGUUCAAAGUUAUGUUUAUGUUUUCAUCAAAAAGUGCCUUAUUCUCGCGGUUACUUGAGUAAGAGUAUGUGCUCUCUCUCCCUCUAUCACGCGCAGCGGGCGCUGAGAUUGAGGGAGACACACAAAGCAAAGUUGGUUAAAAUUAAACUGAUACGCUAGCGUUAAAUGGCAAAUCAACGCGUAUUUAUGACAUGUAUCCAUGUAUGACUACAGAGAGCACUUCAAUAUGAAAACAAGCAAAUCAUGGGCAUUUAAGGUCCUAAACAAGCAGAUAUUACAGAUUUUCUUACUUACAUUAGAACUUGUGGACUGUUUUGUUGCUUCUUUUGGUGAUUGUUGUACUACACUGACAUAUCAGUGGAACUAACCAGAAGUGUAAGCAGUGCUUGGAUUAAUAAACUCAGUGUUCCGAGUUUAUGUCAGAGUUGGUUAACUCUGCUUUCUGGAAUACCCCCCCAGUGGCGAAACUGCUGUUUAUUUUCAUGAGGUAACUACUUCAAACUGAAGUAUAUAAUUUCUGCUACACUGGUGCCACCGAAUGGAAUAACAAAUAUUCAAAACAGCUGUCUGAAUACGCCCCUUCUUCUGCCAUCGAAUGAACACAUAGCCCUGCCCCCAUCGAAUGCCACUGGUUGAGAAAUGUUGUCGGGGCGGGUCUAAACGGGUCGCUCAAACUAAAUGCAGGAAUUUUUUUAUAGUGCCACAGAGACAGUGUUUACAGUUUUUAAGAAAAUGUAUCUAUGAAUUGCUUACUCAAAGUUGUCUCUGCAAAUUAAACUUGAUAGGAGAAAGUAUACAUUAACAUAUAAAAGUUACAUACUUCAGCUUUAAUGUUUUUGAAACUUAUUUAAUAUAUUGUGUAAGAUGGAUACAAAGUUUAAUACAAAUGUUGUUCAAAUAUGCAUUAGAUUACUGUGUAUAUAUAAUUUUCAAUUAUCUGAGACCAUUAGUUUUUGAGUAUAUCUUGAUAAUGAUUGAAUUAGGGUAUGUAUGUAAUUACAGAAUACUGUGGAUGAUUUAGUUUGUUUAUAUGAUUAAAAAAAA